Messenger RNA from Adineta ricciae, 1245 nucleotides. Lineage: Eukaryota; Metazoa; Rotifera; Eurotatoria; Adinetida; Adinetidae. The record is from the annotation of a GenBank genome assembly.
AUGUUUGUAUUUCACUUGAUCUUCUUAGCUUUGAUCAGUCUGAUCGGAAUAAUAUUCAAUUGGCUGUUAAUCUUAGCUAUUCAACGGAAAACCUAUCAUUACCAUCAAGACUCUCAUCGAAUCCCAACUUCAACAACGAAUAUAUCACUGUUAAGACAAAAUCCAUCCGUCAACGGUCAUAUGAUUCGUCCGCCCUUACUACCUGCUCUACGCUCAUCAAUCUCGACAUUUGAUAAGUACAUUCUCGCGUUACUAAUCAAUGAUAUAUUCGUUUGUAAUAUCGUUAUUCCACUACGUUUCAUCGACAUUUCUCAAGGUUUGCCAUGUGUAUUUCUCUGUUUCAUAUUGAAAUUUUUCGAUAAACUAACAACAAUCAUUGAAAUCAUUGUUACUAGCCUAUUAGUCAUUACAUCGGUGGCAUUCUUUUGUAAAAAACAUAUAUCCACAACUAAAUUAAGUUUUUUCUCUCUAUUAAUCAUGACGCCAUUGCUCAUUAUGUACUUGGCCACGACAUUAACUCAACUUGAUAUCAAUGAAUACGAGUACGAACAACGUCCGCCAUCAUGUAAACAAAUAUUUAUCUAUAUCACUAUUUCGACCUAUCGAACAUUGAACACGAUUUGUUGCGUUGCUACUUAUUUGAUUAUCUUCGUGCAGUUUCUUUUGCUUAUUCAAAUGAAAUGGUCGAUCAAACGAUAUAAACGAAAUAGCUUGAAAAACAUCACUGAAGCCGCCAAUCUAACUCGAAGUGUUCAACAAGAAAUCUUAUUAUAUGAUCAGAAUAAUCUCGAAAACAUCAGCCGCCGUUCAAUGUACACACCUCCAACACAUAAUGUCUCGCAUGCCACAUCGAUAGCGACAGAUAUGACACCCACCACCCAACGGUCCUUUCAAGUAUUUGAUUAUUUAACUUAUUUAACUAUCAUCGAAAAUAGUCAUACAUUAAUGAAAUCCACUCAUCUUCUCCUGCUGAUCUAUGCUUUCGUUCAUAUACCCUAUUGGCUUUUUGAGUUGACUACGAUACAAUGGGCGUACACAAUCAAAGAUAUUUAUCUGCUGUGCCAUGUGCUAAAACCAUUUUGUUAUAUGUUAACUAAUGAAAAAUAUCGUUUUCACAUCUUAGCAAUUCUGCAAUGUCAACCGUUUCGAAUGUUACCGAAUAUUUUACGACGUCGGUCACGUGUGAUGACAUUGAACAAUCCAACUGAUGUGUCUCCGAACCUGAGUCUUUAUAAUAAUUGUUAA